GGGCGGGCGGGGGGGUGCGGCAAGUAGUAAUUAUAAUGAUGAUAAUAAGCUAUCUAUAAGAAAACAAGAAAAGCAGAGCCGAGAUGCUCCGUCUGUAACCCGCUGGCAGGGGGGCAGGUUGUGAACUCGCCAAACACCUGAGAAAUAAAAAGCACGACCGAACAAUUUCGAGGCGGGCGGGGAAGGAAGGCGGGCGGGGGUGGAAAAGGCGUGCGGAAAGUUUGCCGGAGCUCGGGCGUCUCGUGGGGGGCGGGCGCGAUGCCGCCCUGGCUGCUCGGCAGCCUCUGCUGCGUGCUGGCGGCGCGGGCGGCGCUGGGCGGCGGCCCCGCGGGCGCGGAGGCGACGGCGGCGGCGGCGGAGGAGGAGAAGCUGAUCCGGGUGCUGGUGCUGCUGCCGCGGGACGACGCUUACCUCUUCUCGCUGGGGCGGGUGCGUCCGGCCAUCGAGUACGCGGUGCGGAGCCUGCGGGAGAGCGGCGCGGGUCUGCCGCCCGGUUACGCCUUCCAGCUCACCUACGAGGACUCUGCGUGCGGCAACCGCGCCCUCUUCAGCUUGGUGGACAUGGUGGCCCUGCAGCGCCGCCGGCCCGACCUGCUGCUGGGGCCCGUCUGCGAGUACGCGGCGGCGCCGGUGGCGCGGCUGGCGGCGCACUGGGACGUGCCCAUGCUGUCGGCGGGGGCGCUGGCCGCCGGCUUCGGCGCCAAGGCCGGCGAGUACUCGCACCUCACCCGCGUCGCCCCCGCGUACGCCAAGAUGGGUGAGAUGCUGCUGGCCCUCUUCCGCCACCACCAGUGGAGCCGGGCCACGCUGCUUUACAGCGACAGCAACCCCGAGCGCAGCUGCUACUUCGCCAUGGAGGGCGUCCAUGUGGUCUUCCAGGAGGAGGCCUUCCACAUGGCCGUGCACAGCUUCGACGAGAACAGCCGACACCUCGACCUCGACGAUGUGGUCCGCGCCCUCCAGACCGGCGAGAGGGUUGUAAUCAUGUGUGCCAGCGGUGACACAAUCAGGAACAUCAUGUUGGCUGCUCAUCGUCAGGGAAUGACCAAUGGGGACUACGCUUUCUUCAAUAUUGAACUCUUCAACAGCUCAUCAUAUGGAAAUGGCUCUUGGAGAAGAGGAGACAAACAUGACCUUGAAGCCAAGAAGGCAUACUCAUACCUCCAAACCAUCACUCUGCUGAGGACCGUGAAGCCUGAAUUUGAGAAGUUUUCACUGGAGGUGAAAAGUUCUGUUCAGAAGCAAGGUCUGCAGGAGGAUGACUAUGUGAACAUGUUUGUGGAAGGAUUCCAUGAUGCUAUUCUUCUUUAUGCUCUAGCUUUACAGGAAGUCCUGAAGUUUGGUUUCAGUAAGAAAGACGGGGAAAAAAUAGUUCAGCAAACACGGAAUAGAACAUACGAAGGCAUUGCAGGGCAGGUGUCCAUUGAUGCCAAUGGAGACAGAUAUGGGGAUUUCUCUGUGAUUGGAAUGACUGACCCAGAGACAGGCACCCAAGAGGUGAUUGGGGACUACUACGGAAAGCAGGGGCGUUUUGAAAUUCGAUCAAACGUGAAGUAUCCUUGGAAUCAUGGCAGGCUGCGACUAGACGAAAGCCGAGUUUCAGAGCACACAAACAAUACACCCUGUAAAUCAUCAGGUGGUCUAGGAGAAUCAGCAGUUACAGGGAUAGUUGUGGGUGCCUUACUUGGAGCGGGAUUGCUAAUGGCUUUCUACUUUUUCAGAAAGAAAUACAGAAUAACUAUUGAGAGACGAACUCGACAGGAGGACUGUAACAUGGGGAAACAUCGUCAGUUACGUGAAGACUCCAUUAGAUCUCAUUUUUCUGCUGCAUAAAGAAGAAGAAAAAGAAUCCCAUUCUUCCAGGGGAAAGAAAAAAGAAUUAGGGAAAAGGACACAACCAAAGACAUCAGUGUAAAAAGAAGAGGCUCUUGAAGAACUCUCUCUUUUAAGCAGUAAUUUUGUCUUAAUUUCCUUCAGAAGCUCAGGAAUUAUUUACUAAUCACAUUAUGCCGCAAGGCCUUUCAUCUCAUGAAAAAAGAAAAUGAUGCAGUUUGAUGUUAUAGGACAUACUUAAUAUGUAAAGAUGGUAUUUCUUAAGGCAUAUAUUAAGGGCAGCAGAUCUGGGUUUAGUUGAUGGGGAAUGCCUCAUUCUGUUUCCUUUUUUUCUUUUUAGCUCCUACCACCGUCUCCUUUAAUUAGGUUCCACCCAUGGGUAUCAAAUAUUAUUUCACAGGCACAGGUGCUGGUGGCUGUCAAAAGGAGAAAAGGUUUUUAUUUGGGGUAUGAUCCCAUAUUACUGAAUCAUUGCUAUUGAUUAAAGGGGAUACAAGACUGGAUACGGAGUUUAGUUCUGGGAGGGAGCUGGCACUUGGAUGUAAUUUACUACACUGGGAUGUAAUUAACUCCACUGAGAAAGUCAGGCAGGUGGAGACACAGACAAACCAUUCUUUCCUUGUUUGUGUAGCAUCACAAUCAAAAGCACCGAUUCUCCCUCUUAGGGGCUGGGAGUUUGGAAAAACUCCAGGUCAGGAUGAGGAGUUGCACUGGCAUGAAGCAGUGAGAGAGAAGACAAUCAGGUCUGUCGAGAGGACUGGCUAAUUCCUCAGUCUCAAAUGUAUUUUAUCAUGCUCUUUUCUCUCCACUGCUGUGACUUUUCAGAGAGGCAAAUAAAGUUCAUGUAGAGCCUGCUCCUGCUCCCAGUGGAGUCAAUGGCAAAAUCCCAUUAACUUCAGUGAGCACAGGACUGCAUCCAAAGUUGUAAAUAUGAAAGUGUUUGUAUAGCUGAGGCAACUCAAAAGGGGAUCUUUUUUUUUUUUGUGUAAAAAUGACAUUCCAUGCUACCAUUUUAUUUUUAGGAUGUUUUUUAUCUUGUAUUUUUCUAUUAAAGUAUCUAUUUUUGCUUUGGUAGGAUUAAAAAUUAAGGGAGAGGAUGUUUUAAAGACGUAUUUUUUACGGUAGGAGUAACAUGCAAGGAAAGUCGACAGCUGUAAAUACAUUUUAGAACCAGUAUUUAGGGGAGGAAAAGUGCAUUUAUGGAUAGUACAAACUUUUUCACCCACAUUCUUCUCCAGGCAUGUGCAACAUUCAAAUAGUUAUUUAAACAAUAUAAAUGCAGUUAUUGUAUUGGCUCUGUGAUGAUGGCUCUGAUCCUUAAAAUAAUGAACGUUUCAUGUGUUAAAUAGUCUUACUUUAAUCAGUGAAACUGAUUAUUCAUGUGUGUACAAUUAAACAUAUAAGGAACUGCCUUCAGGAAUUUGGGUGGUAAAACACUAUUCUGGGGCUGACAUUAAUCCUGCUGCCAUCAGCAUCCCUGGGACUUCUGCCAUUGACUUUACCAGGAGUAAAACUGAUUCUGAUGAAUUAGCUGCUGACAGGUUAUUUUGUACGAGACAAAGGAGAGCUCUGUGCUUUUUAGUCAACAAAUGGAAAUGAACAGUACAAAUUAUAAAUGUGAAGGAGACCCAUAAAAAUGUCGUUUGUGGGAAAAUGCAGCUAUGACUGUAUUUCUAGUGCAUGAAAUGUUUUGGUUUGAUACUCUUCUGAUUUCAUAAGCAUAACUUUCUGGUCUUUGCAGUCAUAGUCAGACUUGAAACUAUGAAAGUUAGUCUCAAACCUGAAGCCUGUGUUCUACAAAACUUCUAGGCCCCGAGAAGCCAGCAGGCCUACUCAAAGAAACCAAUUUUGGGGUAACUGGAAGUGAGUAGGGUGGAAGCUGUCUCUGUCCUCUUUCUGUUGCUUUUUAUUUCUUGUUAGGGAAAUAUCCCUUGGAUGUUUUUGUGGGUUUUUUUCUUAUGUUUUGCUUUUCUCUUAACAUAUGCAGGGUUUCAUAACCUUUGCUUGUGAAAUAUUGUCUAGUGUCCCGGGUUGCCAGAGGGCAGGGCUUCCUGACCGUCAGGGCAUCUCCAGUAGAGGUGGUGGACGUAAACCAGGUAGAUUUGGCAUCUUUAGGACUCACAGUAGCAGCAGUUGUUCACAUGGUAGAUUUCCAUCAUCCUGUUUCCCAGUCUGGGCCUGUAUGACACCAGAGAAGGAUAUAGGCUCGAACGGCAUUGUGGAGUUAGGGGGGAAAAAAAAAGGUAAUGAGAUGAAAGUGGAACACAAAGUUCCACUUAAACAUAAGAAAAAACUAUUUCACUGUUCAGGUGAGGGAGCCCUGGCACAGGCUGCCCGGAGGGGUUGUGGAGUCUCCUCCUUGGAGGUCUUCAAGACCCGCCUGGACAUGUUCCUAUGCGACCUGAUCUAGGUGACCCUGCUUCUGCAAGGGGAUUGGACUGGAUGAUCUCUAAAGGUCCCUUCCAACCCCUACCAUUCUAUGAUCGGUUUUUGGGAUUUUUUUUGAGCAGUUGAGUUUGCCUAGCUGCUGGGCAUAGUUAAGUUUUGGGAAUUUUUAAAUAAUUUCCAAGAGAAUUUUGAUUUAAUUCUUGUUUUGUAAAUAGGCCUUUUCAAUAUUUUUAUUUUCUCCUGAAUACUUUGCCACAGAAAAAGUGUGGAAGGAAUGUAGAGGAAAAAGGGUAGAUUUGAUGAUAAAACUGGGUUUUUAAAUGAUGUUUGUUGUUACAUGCCUUGCAAUGGGAACUAGUAAUCAAACAGUCACUAGUUAGGGAGCAAGACCAGUAGUGUAGAUCUGCCCUUUUCCUGUGUCAUGCUGAGUCAGGUCAGACCAGAGAGUCUGAGACAGGAGAUCUAUCUGGGACAAUAAAUUGUUAAGACAGCCUUUUUAUUGUAUCAUCUUACUAUAAACAUAUUAAGAAAGUACAGUGAAAAGUCACUUUUAAAUUAAAAAGAUAAUUGCUCUGAUCCACAAUUUAAUGUGGAGUUUUUAAUCUUGACCUCAAGGAGCAUUCUUAUGAAGUUUCUGUUGAUGAAGCCUAGCCACAACUUUAUAUCACAGCACCUCCCAAGAAAGGUGAACCUUUCUUGCACAUUAGAACAUUUUAGGUCAGUGGACUUUAAUUUUUCUCCAUUGGUGCACAUUCACCCGUGCAUUUUUCCCAUGGAAGUGUGGAGAUCAUGUAAGGUGUUUCAUAUAAGUAGAUUCCUGUAUAGCGUAAACAAACUUGCUCUUCUUAGCUGCCUUUGACAAGCUGCCUGCUAAUAGUUCCCAGGUCUUCUGUGAACGAUAGAUCAAAAACUAUCUUGAGUUAAGAUUAUUCAGCAGAGAGAUUCUUUACCAGCUAAUUCACUUUUCCUUUCUGGUUCAUCUGCAUUAGCUCAGUGCCAGAAUGUUUAGGCUUCAAACGUUCUAACGGAAUGUCUAAUCAAAAUAAUAAUAAUUGAUUAUCAAAUGAGUUUUCAAAAACUACAUUUUUUACUUUAACAAAUUGCCUGUAUUAUAAACAUACUUCUGUGUUACAGAACAGCCCAAGGAGGCCUUAACUCAGCUCAGCACUUCAGAACACACUUCAAAUAUGCUCAACUUCAUCUUCUAAGUGCGUUACUUACUUGGAAUCAAAGGAUAUGAUCCUGGCCAUGGCUGAAACAAAGUGAGUCUUGCCAUGUGCUUGAAUUGGAGAAAGGUUGGCUCUGUAGGCUAUAUGUUUAUUGCUAAAUCUUACAGUUGUGCCUGUUAAAUUGAAAUUGACCUAGUGUCUACAUACUUUUUGUUUGUCAAUGUUUGACAAAUUAAUCUCAUUUAACAUUUUUAAAUUACCAAACAUUGGUCAACUAAACAGCUGUUUCACCUUAGAGUCCUCCUCUUAGGGAUUCUGUGGACAAAUUACCUGACUUCCACCCUCUUAUUCUCCUCACUUAUUAUCCACUGCAAGUUGAGAAAGAUGAAGCAAAAUUUUAGGUAUUACUAGUGAAUUAGUAUGCUAAGACAUUCCACUUUCGAGUCAGUUGCCUGCAUGCUUUGUUCUGGACCAUUGGUGGUUCUGGAAGUUUUAUUUAUGGACAGUUUAUUUCUUGAGUUGGCUGUGACUACCACCAUCACCAGUUAAAUUACCAGUUCCUUCUAUGAUGUGCUUCACUGAAGACCAAACCCAGAUAAAUCCUGAAAACAUUCGGUCAUUGCUAAAACUUUUGAUUGAGAGCACUGUAUGUCUUGAUGAAGAUUGUGGCCAGAAUUCACUUUAUUGAAGAAUUAUGUUCACUGAAUUCUGAAAAUAAAUUUUAUUAAUCUAUUUUCAAUGAUUUUAAGAAAUGCUUUAUUGUGUUAUUAAAAGUAUUUUGUUCUUUUUUUUUUUAUGGAGAAUUAUUAAGGUGUAGCUAAUGCUUUGAAGACAUUUGUGCUGGACAAAAGAAGUGUGCUCCCUGACAGCAAGUUUUACUGGGGGGUUGAUCUCUGAUUCAUUCUUUGGCUUGGAGAUGCAGUCACACUCCUGUUAUAGUGAUGAAAAAACCUCUCAUUGAUUCAGUGGAAGUGAACUCAGUGAAGUGCCUUCAGGCUUAAAACUCAGCAUCUUGAAGCAGUUCAGAGUGAAUUUCUCAGCUUUGCAGUAGAACAGGCUGCAUCAGCCUUAGCUGACCUUGGCUCCAGCAUGAUUUUCACCUCAUGAAUGCCAUAAUACUCCUGGAAAGCCAAGAAUAGACAUCAAAGACAGGAAGCUAAUAGUCCUGGUCAUAAAUUUCUUUGGCAAUUCAGUCCACCUUUUCCGGAGCUCAAGACAGUUCCACAUCCUUUACUACCCUCCUCUGUACUUCAGAGUAGCCGUGUAGCUGUUCUGUUUCUUUCAGUAAAGCAGUUGAGGUUAUUUUCCCCUCAUUUUCUCCCAGGGAAUACUGAACACUCUUGAAUUCCCCAUUUUUUUGAUGCUCUUUUCUCUAGCUUCAGAAGAACUUGGAAAAGAGACAGCCAUUUUUCAGCCCUUAGUCAGAAGAGCUCCCUCUUCAUCGAGAGGUGACUUUUAUAUAAUUGCAGCUGUUGUUCAUUGCUGCUGUGCUGCUCAGCUGCCACCACACCUCGUGUUGGCCCGUGGCCACACCAGUCAGUUUUGGAGAUCUAGACCCACAAUUGUCAGAUGUUGCUUGUCUCCUAACCACACCAAGUUUAAAAAUCAGUUUGACCAAAAACUUUCUGAAGUUUAAUCUGAAUUUGGCAGCUGGCAUCUUUUCCUUUUAAAAGCAUUCAAGGCUGACAUCAUAAACUGUGGUUGUAGAAGCAGUCCAUUAAAGCUAAAAUAAUUACCAGGUGCCAGUGGGCUCACAGAAAAUGCACUAGUCCAGGCAGGGUGAGAUGAUGUCAGGUGAUGUCAGACAGUUGUUUUUUUUUUCCAACCCUGAUUGUUUUUACUAUGACAUCAAGUCUAGUGACCACCCUCCCCAUAGCAGGGCAUAUGGAACAGAAAUACAAGUUUCUUGUGAUACAUUACCUUUUCUGUUGGUCAGCAACAUGCCCCAGUAACUUGUCUCACAACAGUGAGCGGUGAAGGGACAAUUUCCACAAAGUGCACGUUUUGUAGGAGACAAUUUUAUCCUCUUUUAGAAACAAAUAAAUGCAAAAAAUAAAGUUAUUGUAAUAAAUUUGUAAGGGCAUUCUAGAAAAAGUUUUGCCCUCAGAUGUGCUGUGUGUGUCUCUGAUCCUCCCCGCCUUUCUUUCUUGCUGUUGAAAGCACAAAAAGUUUUAUGUGUGUUUGUGAAACCUUUCAAGUGGAAGAAUGGGAGUGUUCUCACUGUGCAUAUCCCUGCUUGGAGGCAGAAAUGAAUUCAAGUGGCUUGAGGCCUGUAUUUUUUCCAUUCUUAGAUGCCUUUUAACAUCUCAGCUCUGAGACUGAUGGAAAAUGAUUGUUGAAAUUGAAACAAAUAGCUGUUUGUGAGAGACAUUGGACCUGUCUGUUUGCAGGGGUCAGCAAGCUGUGCAGCAGACUUUGAUAGUGUCUCUUGUCUUCUAGAGAAUGAUGGGAAGCCUAAGCACUGUAGUUUGCCUCAGUGAAGCCUUAAGUCUGGCAUAAGUGGAGCUCUCCCUUUAUCUCACCCGGAGAGGAAGAAAGGAUAAAGGUUAAUGGUGGUGGUUUUAUGAGGUUACUGCUGGGUUUGAUCAAGAAGAUAAUGCUUCCACCACUUUGAGGCUUUCUUGGGGUAAUGUUUAAUUAUGUUCAGAGUAUCAGUACAUGGGCUGUUUCAUCAUGCUAUUACUUCUUCCUAAAUUUACCUCUCAAAAUGACUCCUAACUAACAUGCUCGAAAUUUGCAGCAUGCAAAACUAGCUUUUGAAAGGCGAGGUUUAGAAUUCAUUAAAAAUCUCUCACUAACCACUAAAUUCUGCAUCAAAUAGUCUAAGUAACUUGACACUGUUGAAGUUUGUAUGUUAAGCUAUAGUACUUCAGAAAUUUUGUGUGGAUUCAUUAGAUGUUAAAUCUUUGGAAGGCUAAAAUCCACUGUGUGUGAACUGUUGCUUGGUGUUUCUGUCAUGUGAAAGUUUCUAGAGGACACUUGAGCAAGUGAAAAAAAAAUGUGCCAAAAAGAUAUUUAAAAAUAAUCUUCUUGUAAUGGUUUCUUCUGUAGUCUCAACUGGUAUGCAUAAGGAGCACAAAAUUCUUCCCCACAAACUAUGAACAGAGGGUUUGUUAAGGUUACACUGAACUCUCAGCAGACAGAACGAGCACAGCUAUGUCAGUUUGUGCUUGCUGGUGAUCUGGACUACUCUGGAUUGCAUGUGCAGCGUGACAGAGAAGGAAGCAGCCACUGAAAAGACACUAUCACAGUUACUAAUCAGUGGUCAUUUAUCUUGGUGUGAAGUGAGAUGAUAAAUGUUUCCACCCUUGCUUAGUAUCUCCCUGAUGUAGCUUUCUGGCAGAUGUUGUGAUGAUUUCUGCAAGGGGUGAAAAGGGGUGUUGAGAAUAUGGAGAAAAUACAUGAAGAAGAGGAAAAGUGCUCAGGGAUUGAUUAUACUCCCAUAAUGAUACUAUGAGCUGUAUGGAAGAUGAGAUCAAGCACUUUCUGCACAGUAUACUGUCUUUAUUGUUCAAUAUCUACUCUCCUAGAGACUCAGCAGAAAGCUUAUUCACUUUUUAAAUCUCACAUAGCCUCCUUAAUUAAAAAUUAAACAGGAUUUAAGUGAUACGUAAGACCUGCUCAGGGUGUACCAUGCCCUUAUGUCAAGUAUCUGCCUAGUAACAAUGUCAGCUUUACUGAACAGGUCUAGAAGUGCUGAGAAGACUUGGGCAGAGUGGCAGGAUGAAGGCAAUGGCUAGAGUUUGCUGUGCUUCUUGUGCAUAGGCUGUAAUUAUCACAAAUCUGAGAGGACUUGGUAUAGACACUGUGGACAUUACCUUUGUCCUCUAUUUUCAGUGAUACUGUUAUUAUUAAUGUAAAAAUGCUAGACACCAGAGAAACCUAGUACCAGUCUAGUAGAAAACAAAUGGAAAGCUGCACAUAUGUUGUACUGAUGUAAGUAGAACUAUCUGCAUAUAAUGUGAUUUUAUUUAUUGUUGUUUUUUUUGUAGAGUAUGUAUUCAUGACUGUGGAUAUAACCUUUUAUUAUUUGUAUAAUGUAUUUUAUUUCUUUUAUGACCUGGUCAUUUAAAAUAUCUACAUUCAUUGAUGUCUUCUGACUUUAUUCUGUGCUUUUUCUUUCACACGUUUUAAAAAAUGCGAGAGUAUCACAUAACCUAAAUUGUAACAGAAUGUUUCCAUUAAAGACAUAGGAGUAUGUUGUCA
Messenger RNA from Colius striatus (speckled mousebird), 9596 nucleotides. It is a transcript of the gene NPR3, whose product is annotated as natriuretic peptide receptor 3. The record is from RefSeq and is a predicted model, not a curated record. The transcript has 8 exons. Gene Ontology annotation, molecular function: peptide hormone binding; natriuretic peptide receptor activity. Lineage: Eukaryota; Metazoa; Chordata; Aves; Coliiformes; Coliidae. Gene Ontology annotation, biological process: vasodilation; regulation of blood pressure. Bases 259 to 1833 code for a protein of 524 amino acids. Gene Ontology annotation, cellular component: membrane.